This is a messenger RNA of Knipowitschia caucasica, 876 nucleotides long. The record is from the annotation of a GenBank genome assembly. NCBI's taxonomy places the organism in Eukaryota, Metazoa, Chordata, Actinopteri, Gobiiformes, Gobiidae.
AUGCCUCGCCGCUCCCACGACUCCUUCAGUUUCUACAUCGACGAAUCUUCUCCCGUGGGCCCCGAGCAGCCGGAGACCGUGCAGAAUUUUGUGUCUGUGUUUGGGGCCGUGGCCAAAAAGCUGAUGAGGAAAUGGUUGGCCACGCAGACCAUGAACUUCACCAGUCAGCUGGAGUCCGGCAUUCGCUUCUUCGACCUGCGCAUCUCCACCAAGCCCCGCGACCCCGACAACGAGCUGUUCUUCGCCCACGGACUCUUCAGCGCCACAGUCAGAGAAGGACUGGAGCAGAUCAGCAGUUUCUUGUCGUCCCACGCUCGAGAAGUGGUCUUCCUGGACUUCAACCAUUUUUACGGCGUCCAGAACCAUCACCAUGAAAAGCUGGUGUCCAUGUUGAAGGAGAUCUUUGGGGACAAGCUGUGUCCAGUGGUCUUUGCCCAAGAGGUGAGCCUUCAGUAUCUGUGGGAGAUGGAAUACCAGGUCCUUGUGUUCUACCACCACCCCAUGGCCGUGGAGGUGCCCUUCCUGUGGCCGGGGCAGAUGAUGCCUUCUCCGUGGGCCAACACCACUGACCCGGAGAAGCUGGUCCAGUUCCUCCAGGCCACGCUGACGGACCGCAGAAAGAAGGGUUCUUUCUUCGUGUCACAGGUGGUCCUCACUCCAAAGGCCAGCACCGUGAUGAAGGGCGUGGGCAGCGGACUUCGGGAGACCAUCACAGAGAGGGCCUUGCCGGGGAUGAUGCAGUGGAUCCGGUCGCAGCGUCCCGGCGAGAGCGGCAUCAACAUCAUCACGGCUGACUUUGUGGAGCUGGGGGAGUUCAUCAGCGCCGUCAUCACCCUCAACUACCACCUGGAUGAGGAGGACGAGGACGCCACCUGA